CUGGGUCAAAAUCCCAUAAUUCCUUUGACACUAUCUUCUUUUCUAAAAGUGUGCCUUUUCUAUAGAUAGAAAACGAAUAGUUUUGUGUGGAUGACAUUAGGGGUUUUCUCCCUAUUUGGAGGUUAGAUGGUCCCUGAAAUCGGAGUUUUUUUGUUGGGUCGAACAGGUUCAUUUCCUCAUUGAAUUUGGUCCUCCAUAGAUAUCUGUGUUUUUUUUGUUCUUCAAUUUUUCCCUUUUAAUUUUAUUAUCUAAAGGAUUUUUGUUGUUAGCAAACAAAAGAAAAAGCAAAACAGAGUUUUUCUGAUUUGGGUUUUGAUCAUUUUCAAAUAAAAUUAGAGUUUUAGGUUCUUAAUUCAUUAUUCUCUUAGAAUCAAGUGCUUCAGAUGCAAAGUUCCAUUGGUUUUAGAGAUAAAUUUUAUUUCUUUAUUCAAUUAAUUAUGGAGAGAAAGAGUGUUUUUACAAUUUAAUUAGGUCAUUCUUUUAAGAAAGUUUUGAUUUUUCAGAGAGAAUUUAAGGGUUUCAAGGCUGUCAAUAUUAAAGACUUUAUUUUCUCACACGGGUGUAGAUUUUAGUUUUUGAACAAAGAGAAAUGAAUAUAAGCAUUGAAGGAAAAUGAAAUUCUUAUUCUUUUCAAGUACUGAGCAAGUAUCAAUAAAAUUAGGAGGAAAAUAAUAAAGUUUAGGGUUAAUUAUUGAAUAAUUUUGAUUUUAAAAUUAUUUAAAACCCAAAAAAGAUUGAAGUUUUUGGGCUGUUUUGGUUGGAUACCAAUUUCUCAAAUAAAUUAGAUUUUUUGUGUUUGAUUAUUAUACAUAAAUAACAUGUUUUUGAGUGAGGUUAAGAAGCAAGCAUCAUUCUUUCUCAAAGAGAAGCUUAAGUCUGCAAGGCUGGUUCUCACAGAUGUGACUCAUGCUGAACUGUUAACUGAGGAAGCAACAAAUGGGGAUCCAUGGGGGCCUGAUGCUAGGACCAUGAGGAUCAUAUCUCAGGCUGCCUUUGAAGUUGAUGAAUAUUGGAGAAUUAGUGAUAUUCUUCAUAGGAGGUUUUACACAAUUGACAAGAAAAAUUGGAGACAAUCUUACAAAUCUCUUGUGUUGCUGGAAUACCUUCUUACUCAUGGCCCAGACAGCUUCGCUGAAGACUUUGAAAGAGAUAAACAUGUCAUUGAAGAAUUAGCAAAUUUUCAAUACGUAGACGAGAGAGGCUUGGAUUGGGGACGGAACAUGCGAAAGAAAUCGGAGAGCAUUCAGAAGCUUCUCGAUGACAACGAAUUCCUCACAGAGGCUCGCAUAAAUGCUCACAAGCUGUCGAGAGAAAUCCAGGGCUUCGGGAGCUUCAAUUCGAGAUCAUCGUCGUCCUCUCAGUCUACACCUCCUGCAAAAACCACACUGAGAUCCUCUUCUUUUGGCUACUAUCCAAGCAGCUGCUCCUCUUACAGUAACAACAAGAACAAGGCCCCUGCAAAAGAAGGAGACCUUGAUACUUUGCCUGAAGAAAUGGAGAGGAGAGAGAAACCCAUUCUGUUAGAAUUUGAUAGAAAAAUCAAAGGUGGUGGCCAUGAAGUAGAGAGAAGUUUAGAGAAAGAACACCCAUUUUGUCAGAAUGAUGAAGAGGAUUCCAAUGCUCUGCUUUCUGGUGAUUGUAAGAAGGGUGGUGACCCUGAUAUGAACAACUUUCCACAUACAAAGAGGCUAUUGAGCAAGAACUUUGAUUCUCAGUUGUCCAUGAAGAGCAGGGGACUUGAAGUUUGAGAGAGAGAAAGGUAUAAAACUUUUUCUCUCUCCAAAAAGACAAAAAAAAUGUAUAAAAUUUGGAUUGAGAGCCUAUAUCUCUCUAUAUGAUGUAGAAAGAAGGAAUGUAUAAACUAUAAAGUAAUAUCUCUCUCUUUAAAUUUGGAUUAAGAACCUUUAUCUCUCUAUAUGAUGUAGAAAGACGGAAUGUUUAAAGUAAGAUCUCUCUCUGUGAGUUCUUGUAAAUGGAAAGGAAAUAAAGUUUGAAGUGAGAUGGUUUAGAUUCU
Molecule: messenger RNA, 2014 nt
Organism: Amborella trichopoda
Lineage: Eukaryota; Viridiplantae; Streptophyta; Magnoliopsida; Amborellales; Amborellaceae
Product: ENTH domain-containing protein C794.11c
Biological process (GO): endocytosis
Cellular component (GO): plasma membrane; clathrin vesicle coat; endosome
Molecular function (GO): clathrin binding; phospholipid binding
Source: RefSeq, a predicted model, not a curated record